UUUCUGGACGUAACCCUCCAUAAGGACAACAACAUAACCACCGGAAAGAUAUACCAACACGUGAUCCAAAAGGAGCGAAGGGGUGACUACUUGGGAAAGACGGUCCAAAUCAUACCACACGUGACGACAGCUAUACAAGAAUGGGUGGAACGGGUGGCCCGCAUACCGGUCGACGUGAGGGUUACCCCUGAGGCCAAGCCUGGAGCCACUGGUGGUGGCGGUGAUGGCGCGGAUCACGUGCCCGAAGUGUGUGUCAUAGAGUUGGGCGGAACCAUCGGCGACAUCGAGGGUAUGCCGUUCGUGGAGGCGUUCCGACAGUUCGCCAGAAAGGUGGGUGCGUCCAACUUCUGCAACGUUCACGUGAGUCUUGUGCCACAACCCAAGACCACCGGUGAGCACAAGACUAAGCCCACGCAAGUCAGCGUACGGGAGCUCAGGGGACUCGGACUCUCACCAGAUCUGAUCAUAUGCCGGAGCGAAAAUCCGAUCACCUCUGAGGUGAAGGAGAAGAUCUCGGACUUCUGUCACGUGGACCCGGAUCAGGUGGUGUGCAUUCACGACCGGUCGUCCAUAUAUCGCGUGCCACUGGCGCUCGAGGAGCAAAAGUUGGCCUUAUUUUUUGACACCCGCCUCGACCUCAACUUAGACCACAAGAUGCCGCGCCCACUCAUGAGGAGGUGGCGCGACUUGGCCGACAGGUACGACAAUAUGACCAAAGAGGUGAACAUCGCACUGGUAGGCAAGUAUACGAAGCUCCAGGACUCGUACGCGUCAGUUGUGAAGGCGCUCCAGCACUCAGCCCUCCAUAUCCACCAUAAGCUCAAUCUGACGUGCAUUGAGGCCGAGGCGCUCGAGCUCACGGCCAAGGAUACCGAUCCCGUGAAGUACUACGAGGCCUGGCAGGCCCUCUGCAAAGCCGAGUGAGUUAUUU
Molecule: messenger RNA, 931 nt
Organism: Oppiella nova
Lineage: Eukaryota; Metazoa; Arthropoda; Arachnida; Sarcoptiformes; Oppiidae
Source: the annotation of a GenBank genome assembly